Penicillium bovifimosum is the source of this 804-nucleotide messenger RNA. Its product is annotated as putative pyroglutamyl peptidase type I. Bases 1 to 804 code for a protein of 267 amino acids. NCBI's taxonomy places the organism in Eukaryota, Fungi, Ascomycota, Eurotiomycetes, Eurotiales, Aspergillaceae. Gene Ontology annotation, biological process: proteolysis. The record is from RefSeq and is a predicted model, not a curated record. The transcript has 2 exons.
AUGGGUGAUUAUGGGUCCGCUGGCCCCCUUCUGCAUGCCACUCCAGUCGACAAAGAUCCGCCACAGCCCUCGGCUUCACGCAAAGAGAUAUCCGUCUUGGUAACAGGCUUCGGGCCCUUCAAGACAAACCUUGUGAACGCCUCGUAUUCGAUAGCUUCAUCCCUUCCAUCGUCAUUCCCCUUUCCAUCGCCCAAAGACCACGACGCGGAACCACGUCGAGUCUCGCUCCAUGUACAUCCCACACCGAUCACAGUGUCAUACGCAACCGUGCGAGAGACCGUUCCCUUGAUCUUGGAGGAGUUUGCUGCCUCGAAUGGUGGCCGCAGACCGGAUCUCAUUGUUCAUAUUGGCAUCGCCGCUCCACGGGAGUAUUACUCGGUCGAGAUCCUGGCUCAUCGUGAUGACUAUCACAUCACUGAUGUUGAGGGCUGUUCUGGCUAUGUAGAUGGCGAGAAGAGGUGGAAAGAACUGGGUCUGCCGCCGAUUCUGACACCUGGUCGUGCUUCAGAGGAUCCUUCCUCGGCCUCGCUUUACCGACCUGACGAUCAGUUCCUGGAAAAAUGGCGUUCUUUUGCUCCCAAUUCGGAUCUCCGAAUCUCCAAAGAUGCGGGUCAUUAUCUGUGUGACUUUAUAUUCUACACCAGCAUGUCUUUGGCCCAGUUACAAGGUCAGGACCGCAAUGUCUUAUUCCUGCAUGUUCCCGGAGCAUCAGAAGAUGCGAAUAUCAAGGAAGGACGUGAGGUUACACUCGCCCUUAUCAAGACAAUGGUCGCGUGCUGGGUUGACAGGGACUCUUCUGCAUAG